GCCGCGUUCAACUUUCGUUUGCUCAGUCCCUUUCAACUUUUGAACAACUGUUUCCAUGUACGGUUGAGUAACAACAUUACGAUAUCCCCCUACUUCCUCCAAAGCCGUACGUUACCUCUUUUUAACAAAAUGGCACGAGAAUCAUUUUCCUCACCAUACACUCGAAAAGGUCAUCAUUCGAUGGCUGGAAAGACCGUCAUGUCAAGCGCCCUUGGCGGAGGCAAGGGUAAGACUGGGCCAGGUGGUAGGGGAAUUGGAGGUGCUUCUCGUUCGAGAAGACACCGAAAGGUCUUGAAAGAUAACAUCAAUGGUAUUACCAAAGGUGAUAUUCGACGUCUAGCACGCAGAGGCGGUGUCAAACGUAUCUCAUCGAUGAUCUAUGGCGAUGUCCGUGAGGCGAUUAAGUCACGUUUGAAUGAUGUUCUGAAGGAUUGCGUCGCAUUAGUUGAACACUCAAAGAGGAAGACGGUCACUGUCAACGAUGUCAUUUGGGCAUUGCGUCGUCAAGGAAGACCUAUUUAUGGUUUUGACAACAUCGACAAGUGAACGGUUGCACGCCGUUGAUGUGCAUUUCGAUUAUUUUGCGAGGAUACCCGUUGCGUGCGUAUUUGUAAGACCAUUUAUGGAUAUGGGAAUGUUGGCGCGCAACACUUUUCGUUGUUAAGCCACGAUUUUUUUUAGAUAAAAAAAGACAAGACAUUGAGGGAUAUGUCGAGCGGAAGAAGUAUGUUUGUAACAAAACUCUGAUGAUAAUAUGGUAUUGGAAGGAGGAGAAUCGAAUCGAGGCCAUCA
This is a messenger RNA of Botrytis cinerea B05.10, 792 nucleotides long. RefSeq lists its product as hypothetical. The transcript is spliced from 5 exons. Gene Ontology annotation, biological process: nucleosome assembly. Gene Ontology annotation, molecular function: structural constituent of chromatin; DNA binding; protein heterodimerization activity. The record is from RefSeq and is a predicted model, not a curated record. Lineage: Eukaryota; Fungi; Ascomycota; Leotiomycetes; Helotiales; Sclerotiniaceae. The coding region runs from base 130 to 546 and encodes 138 amino acids.